AAAAGUUGGCGCCAAAAUAUUAUUUUUAGUUAUAACACAGACGUUCCGCGUGGGGGACAUCCGAAAUAAUUUCAGAAUGAUUGAAGCCGCUGGAAAUCUCGCAAAAUUGAAUCUCAAUGAGCAGAAGCGCUCUGAUUACCUGGACUGGAACGAGUAUUUCAUGGCAACGGCAUUUUUGGCCGCACGCCGCAGCAAAGACCCCAACACUCAGGUAGGCGCAUGCAUCGUCAACGAAGAGAAAAAGAUAGUGGGUGUCGGCUAUAACGGGUUUCCUCUCGGGUGCAGCGAUGAUGAGUUCCCAUGGGGUAAAAUGGCCGAGGAUCCCUUGGACACCAAAUACCUCUACGUGUGCCACGCUGAGAUGAAUGCAAUCCUGAACAAGAACAGCUCGGACGUUAAGAAUUGUACCGUGUACGUGGCGCUGUUUCCCUGCAACGAAUGCGCCAAAAUAAUUAUCCAAUCCAAGAUCAAAGAAGUGAUCUACAUGUCCGAUAAGCAUGCUCACAAAAAAUCUACCAUUGCCUCCAAGAAGAUGUUUGAUGCCGCGGGGAUCAAAUACUGGCAAUUCGUACCAAAGAGGAAUAAAAUCGUUAUUGACUUCUCUGAAAUUGACUGGGACACGCUGAAUCAGCUUCCGGAUACACCAGCCAAAAGCAAUGGUUUAAGACUAGUUGAAAGUAAAAAUGAAAUAUGAAUAAGUUAUUUAUUUUUAGAGGUAGCACUUUAACACGUAGGUAAAAAGACGACAUGGUGGUAGACCAUGCAAUAAAACAAUGGAACGGUAACGAAAA
This is a messenger RNA of Armigeres subalbatus, 791 nucleotides long. RefSeq names its product deoxycytidylate deaminase. Gene Ontology annotation, cellular component: cytoplasm. Bases 77 to 694 code for a protein of 205 amino acids. The transcript has a single exon. The record is from RefSeq and is a predicted model, not a curated record. Gene Ontology annotation, molecular function: hydrolase activity; zinc ion binding. Lineage: Eukaryota; Metazoa; Arthropoda; Insecta; Diptera; Culicidae.